Zea mays is the source of this 1345-nucleotide messenger RNA. RefSeq lists its product as uncharacterized. The transcript is spliced from 3 exons. The record is from RefSeq and is a predicted model, not a curated record. Lineage: Eukaryota; Viridiplantae; Streptophyta; Magnoliopsida; Poales; Poaceae. The coding region runs from base 1 to 954 and encodes 317 amino acids.
AUGGGGGCCCGGCCGCGGAUGAUGCCCAUUCCAUUCCAUUCCAUUCCAUUCGGGCGGUCGCUGUUGCCGCCCUUGCGCCUUUUGCGUGGGUGGGCGCAUAAAGUCGCUCGCGACGACGGCGGCGAUGCCAUCGCCAUCUGCCGCGCGCGAUUUCAUUCCACGAUGGGGGAGAUAGAUGAUGUGGGAGCACUCCCCUGCUCCCUCCUUCGCCCACCCAGCCUUCUCCUCUUCCUCGUGCAAUCCGCCUGGUGGUCGACCGCUCGGUCUCCAUCUCCCAAGCCGUCGGACCGGCCUCCUCCCAGCCACCAUGGGCCCUGCUCCUCUUCAGCUUCCCCUCCGCGCAGGCUCACCUUUGGUCGUCGUGAGGACACCAGCAGGCUCCAAAUCCGAACGCUCGUGCUCCAACUUUGGCCGGUCACCAUCCUCUACACCGAGAUCUUCCUGGUGCGCGGGUCCUUGGCCACCAUCUCUGGGCGCCGCUGCCCAAGUCCGACCACAGCCCCUACCUCGACGCCGCCUGAUUCAAGAGCCACGCUCGGCAUCAUCCCUGGCGGCCGAGCUCCAGAACUUUCGGGGAAGAUCGCCGCUGAAGCUCACUGGGGAGCACCCUUGCUACUCGACGUGAGCGCCAUAUCUCCCAGUCCGUGGGCUAGUCGGCGUGGGUUGGCUCAAGGCGUCGUGGACAGGAAUCCUAGGAGCCCAAUCGCCGGUAAGAAGGCCUCAUCUACGAUCGCAUUUGUCUCUACUGCGCCUAGAAUCUAUUCGUGCUUAAGAAAUAAGAACGGUGUCCUGGGCAGCCAGGGCCUUCUCCGGUGUGAUUGUGCGGUGCGAAGGGGCGGCGCCGCCGCACACUGGGUUGGGGUGGAGAAGUCGGUCUGGCGCCGUCGGAUUAGACUGGUGCGACCACGAUUAGAAGUUAGGAACGAUGGUCACUGGCCGUUGAUCUCCCUUUGAUCGGCUCAGAUUAGAGGUCCGAUACUGAUUUGGCCUGGUGCGAUCUGAACCGUUAACCUGAUGAGAUGCGGCUCAGAUCAAAAUGGGUCGAUGGAGCCGUGUGGGCCGCUGAUCGGUGAUCCGAUGGCCGUUGAGGCGUAACCCUUCGCGAUCUAAUCUGAGCCACCCACUUAGGAUCGGACGGCUGUCAUGUGGAGAUACCCCUUCACGGCGCAGGUUUUGCAAAAGAACCCUUACAGUUUAAGAAAUCAACCCACCGUUCUGGCGCUGGUACUCUGUGUCUUAGGAAUUCUUGCGCAGAAGACCCUGUCUUUUCCAGCAUUUGACGCCCAGUCCAGAGACAUAGGAAAUUGAAUAAAUUAAUACAGAAAAUGCUUUUCUAGUAUAAAAA